Messenger RNA from Ceutorhynchus assimilis (cabbage seed weevil), 4527 nucleotides. Lineage: Eukaryota; Metazoa; Arthropoda; Insecta; Coleoptera; Curculionidae. The record is from the annotation of a GenBank genome assembly.
AGAAAUGUUGAAUAAAAAAUAGAAAAAAAAGGGGAGUUUGAUAAAGACAAUCACCAGUGUGAUUAUUAACUUUGGAAAUUGUAUAUACAUAUUUCUUGUCCGUAUGCAUUAUUUUUAAAUUAUUUCUAAUACCCAUAUAGUUACUGUACUUUGAACUUCGACUAGAAAAAACAGUUCCACCUACCUGUGCCUAUAUUCUGUCGUGGUACACUCCCUAAAAUAUCAAUUUCACCCCCAUAAAAAUACACCCCCGCUCACGCAAAAGAUCUAUUAUAAAAUCUUAAAAAAAGCAACUUAAUGAUACGAAAAAGAAAAAACUAAAGUUAAAUUGGAUUAUUUUUCCUUUUGGUAAACAACACAUUAACCCUUUGGUAAAAAACAAUUAACACAGAAACCGAGAAAGGGCGCCCAACCGUCGUGACGUCUAUCUAUAUUGUGGAGCAGAGAGAGCGUCGGGACGGCCGGUCUGGAAUACAAUGUUUCGGAAGUGGGAUUGGGGAAUGUUGAAACAAGGAUCGACCGUGAAAAUGCGAAAUACGCAUGUUUUGCGGGAACGUUCCGAUCGUUUUAUUGUGAAAGUCGCCUUGUGGGACUAUCGAAUUCAUUUAUUAUACAGUAAUUUUCUGGUUGUUUGUGGUAUAUUUUUUUCUAUUUAAAAAAUCGUUUUUUUUUCUAGAUGUUUGAUAAUUUUUUGAUUAGAAGAAUAUUACAGACAAUAGACGAUAUUAAGACGAUGGCAUCGGAUCCGAGGCUGUCACACUAUAAUUUCAAAGUAGAGCCAACCGAAUUACAAGGAUCCAUUCCACCAGUAAUAAUUAAUAUCAAAUCUGAACCUAGAAACUCCUACUUAGCACAGAUGCUUCUUAGCAAUUCAAAAAAGUGUCCCAAAUGCAAAAUUAAUAUUUCUGAAGAGUCUUUCGGACAGCAUAUUCUAGUUUGUUCUAUAAACGAAAAAGAAACCCAACUUGAUGGGGAUAAUAAUGAUUCUCAUAUGUCCAGUUUUGAAGAAAAUCGGAAUGAAGUAAUGGAGGAAAUGGAAUGUACUGAUUCUGAACGCAGCAGCUCACUUCAACAGUCGUUGAGUGUGUCAAGAGGAAUUGAAAAUAACGAUAAUGAGGGAAAUAACUAUUAUACAACCUACAGACAUUCGCAUUGGAAUUCUGAAGGUAGCGGCAGCACGGAAGGUCUUAUCCCCUCAGAAGACGAUAAAAGUGAUGAUGACGCUGUUAACGACUUCCUUUUGCAGGACAGCACAUAUUCCUGUUCAAUGUGUUCGUUUACAACAGAUAGAGAACAAGCGUUAAGCCAGCAUGAACGCUACCACAAAAACUCCACCUUGCCCAUUUUAAAUUGCAUUUAUUGCAACCAAAAAUAUAUUGAAAAAGAUCUUCACUUGCAUAUCGGCAAAAUACAUCCAGGGCAAAAAUUGCAGGGUAUUACCGCGGCAGGCCUAACGGUAGAUCUUGAACAAAAAACAAAAUUGGCUCUCCAAUGUCCUAAGUGUAAAUAUGUCGGUAAAAAUGACCUAUUAUUACGAGCGCAUUUGGAAAGACACAAAUUUAAAGAAACUGGGAUGUUUGUUAGAAAAGAUGACGGCUGUUGGCAGUGCGACUUAUGUUCACAUUCUACGAAACAUAUUUGCGAUUUGCAAAAGCACAGAACCAGUCAUGAAUAUUACCGUAUUCAAAAAUGUCCUUGGUGUGACUUUAAAUCCACUAGUAAAAUCAUCCACUUGCAUAAAGUUAGAUGUAGCGAGAGAACAAAAAAUGUACCUGUUGAAGUUGAAUCAAAUCCUCCAGUAAGAAAUAAUACCAAUAGUAGUGACAAAACAAAAAAGGUACCAGUUGAUGUUGAAUCAGAUCCUCCAGUAAUAAAUAAUAUCAAAUAUAGUGAAGAAACGGAAAAUCUACCAGUUGAAGUUGAAUUAAAUCCUUCAGUAACAAAUAAUAGCAAAUGUAGCGAAAACACAAAAGUUGAAGUUGAAUCGAAUCCAAAUAAUAUCAAGCAAGUGUUCAAAUGUGCCCACUGUCCCUUUUCAACGGAUUCCCAACUUAUACUUAAAUCUCACAUGCAAUAUAAACACAGACUUUAUCAAUGUCCUCAUUGUUCUAUUGCUGUGAAGAGCUCAUCUAAUUUUAGGAGUCAUUUAAGAAUGCAUAAAAGAUAUUUGCAAAAUGUAAAAUGCAGCAAUUGCGACUUUGAAGGACCUUUACCGACUUUGAGAGCCCACUGUUUCCAUAAGAGUCAUAAACUUGAUAAAAGAAAUGUUAAAAAGGCAAAGUCUAAUAUGGAAGAUGAAACCGGUAGUUUAAAAAAAGAUAAGGAACCCAAAAAUCACAAGCAGUAUGCUUAUAAAUGUUAUAAUUGUUCUUUUUCAACCAUACAACGAGAAUUUUUAAAAAUUCACUUGAAAACUCACACUGAAAAACAGCCUGUCAAUAAAUGUUCCGAAUGUGAUUAUCAAUCUACACCUCAAACUCUUCAAAUUCAUAUUUUCACAUGCCAUAAAACCGAAGAGCUUGCUAUUGAACAUAAAACUGGUCGAUGCUUUGUGUGCUCGGCUAGUUUCAAAAAAAAUUUCCAUUAUCAGAAUCACUGGAAAACGCACGUCGAAGGUUCUCCAAUAAUUAAAUGUAAGAGCUGUGAUUUCAAAUCAACUCCAUCAGUUAUGAUUACGCAUCGAAAAAAAUGUAGAAAAACUGUUAAGAAUAGUACAACCUCUGAAAUCACUAAGGAAAAAGCAUUUGAUUUAGAUAAAAAUGAAGAAAAGGUUUCUGACGAAGGAAAUGCAAAAAAUACGCAAAAUGAAAACUAUGAACAUAUCUUUGUCCAGUGCAACCUGUGUGACGCAAGGCUAACUAAAAAUAGUAUGAAGAGCCACGUUAAAACUCAUGCCAAAUACCCAAUUGAAAAAUGUCAACAUUGUAAUUUUAAGUCAACUCGAAGAUAUUUACAAACUCAUAUUGGCAGUACAGGCCAUUACAGUGAUAAUAAUCGUAAUAAUUUUGUCUUCAAACAUAAAAAAAUUCAAUGUGCCCUCUGCGACGCAAAGGUUUUUAAGUCGCAUUUUCAGAGGCACAUGGAAAGUCAUUCUACACUGGAGCUUAAACAAUGUUCCAAGUGUUCUUUUAAAUCCACCCCAAAAUAUUUGGAAAGACAUGUUAAGGAAAUGGGACAUUAUAUUAGAUAUAAAAAAAAGGCGACUCCAGAAAUGACUGAUGAGGUUAAUGAAAAUAAAAAAGAAGGAAAGGAAAAGUUGGUUAAGGACGAUUCAGCUGCUUUCUCUGAUGAAAAAUCCGACAGUACUAUAAAUGCGUUUCGAUGCUCUCUAUGCUCAUUUUCUACUAACUUGAGAUUUAAAUUAAACAUGCAUAAGAAAAAAGAUCACCAAGAUUCUAUUGUUGAAAUAAAAAAGAUAUUAAAUUGCUCACUUUGCUCAUGGGCAACCCAAAACAAUCAACAUUUAGAAGAGCAUUUAAAUGCUCAUUAUAACUGCAACAAACCUGUGAUGCAAUGUGCUUAUUGCUUUUUUAAAGGUACUGCUACUGAAAUUAAAUAUCAUGAACAAUGUACUGUUCCUAAGCCAGAAAAUCGUACAAAGCCGAACAUAAAAGUACUACUCAAGUGCACUCAAUCGCAAUCCUGUAAUUUUACAACAUAUUUGCCAGCAGAAUUUAAAAAUCACAAUCAUCUAAAAUCGAUCAAAUGCGAUAUUUGCUCGUUUUCUAGUUUUUAUCAGUACAGGGUAGAUGCGCAUCUGUUGUCUCAUACAAAAUACAACAUGCCUGUAGAAACCUGUCCAGAUUGCGAUUUUCAUUCGACUCCUGCUACUUUAUCAGCGCAUAAAAAUAAAUGCAUGAAAAGAAAAAUUAUUGAGGAAAUCUUGGAUAGUACGAAAAAACGGCGAGUGACACAAUAAGGAGGCCUUAAUUAAUAUCAAAGAAUCGAAUAAUGAAACAAGGUCAGAUAGUUACCAAUUGUGUGUAUUUCCAAAUGUACGCUGAAUGGGAUCAGAGCAUGUGUACCAUAAACUUAUAAUUUUAUAAAGAAAGAUAUGUGAUUUUGUGGGCAAUACCGGGAAUAUAAUAAAUACCUGCCUAACUUGAAUUAAUUUUUAUAAUUCUCGAGUCAAUUGUGUAUGUGAUAAUGUUUCUCCCUGUUCAAAAAAACAUUAUUUUGGGCUAAUCCAAGCCAGACCAUAUUCUUGUUCAGUAUUUUUUUUUGAACUUUGGAAUUCAUAAUUAUAACAUCUUCAAUUCGGAUUGCCAAAUAAGGAAGUAUGGAUUAUAGAUACAAUUUUACACACUUGGGGGCUCAGAUAAGCCAUACGCCAAUGUUUUUAAAAUGAUAUCUGUGAAAACUUAUUUCCAUUAUUCUAUUUAAGUAAGAAUUAUGUUUAUUUUAGUUCUUUUUUUAUUUGCUUAACUUUGUUGGAUGUAAAUAAAAAUUAUUUUUAUUUUUGAUUGUUUCUAUCUUAUACCUACUGGGAAAGGAACUGUCAUUAAACGACUCUUGUUCAGAUAUAAA